Messenger RNA from Tilletiopsis washingtonensis, 619 nucleotides. RefSeq lists its product as hypothetical. The transcript has a single exon. Lineage: Eukaryota; Fungi; Basidiomycota; Exobasidiomycetes; Entylomatales. Bases 52 to 543 code for a protein of 163 amino acids. The record is from RefSeq and is a predicted model, not a curated record.
ACAAGUGUUGCUCUCGCCGCCGCACCCGCUGGGCGGGCUCUCGCAUCGCCCAUGCUGGCCGCGAGGAGGCAGCAUACCUGCCGGACAACCAGCACGCGCUGCGAGGACGGGAGGUGCUGCAGCGGUUCCCGUCCGUUCAGUACUUGUCCGUUCAUCGCAUGGCGGCCCGGCGGAGUGGACGGCCCGAGAUCGCUGGCGCGGUUGCCCGAGCACGCUCGCUGCAUGCCUUGGCAGGGCAGCACCGCCAGCAGCAAGGAGCUUUUCGGCUCAGAAUGUACGGUCCCUCACAGCGAGGCAAAUUUCCAAGGCAUGGUGGUCACAGGGCUGCACCGGCGAGGGUUCCGGCCGAUCGUCUUUGGCGAGCGGCGUCGGGUGUUCAGCGACUUGUCGGCGGCCGUGUCGUCCCGCGAGCCAGAGCACUCCCCCUUGGGAACAUCCUCAAGCUGUAGCCUCUCCCUCUCGCCGGUGAAGACUUGCACAAUGCCACAAGGGCCAAGCUCCGGCCUCAGGCCCCGUCGGAGGAAGGCAAGGCAGUGGACGUGAGGACGGCUGCGAGGGCGCAUCACGUGCGCGGCGCCGGUGCUGCGAGUGAUCGGCGCAGAGGCGUGGGCGCUGCGAG